ACCAAGGGAAAACCACAGCAAGCCAGCCAAGGAAUUUCUAGUUUCCGAAGGGAUUUUUGGUCUCGCAGAAUCCAAAACACUAUGCAAAUGAGACGGAAACGUUAAGCCUGAUAGAUACAGUGAUCAAACGUCAUGUAGAUCUAAAACGGAAGGAGCUGAAACUACAGCCAACUCAAAAAGCGCUGCUCAUCUGGGAUGUGUUCAAAGGCCAGAAAACCGACAAGGUUUUGUCAAAGUUAGCAUCACUGAAUAUCGAGGUUGUUUCAGUCCCUGCCAACAUCGCGCAUUUCUUUCAGCCUCUUGAUCUGACUGUAAAUGGAGAGGCAAAGCGCUUCAUGAAAGACCAGUUCACUAUGUGGUAUUCAGCAGAAAUACAAAAGCCAAUGGAAGCAACAGAGAAUGAUGAUGACAUCGAAGUUGAUCUGAGAUUAUCUGUUUUGAAGCCCUUGCAUGCCUCUUGGCUUGUCAGCCUGUAUAACCAUUUGAGA
Molecule: messenger RNA, 488 nt
Organism: Porites evermanni
Lineage: Eukaryota; Metazoa; Cnidaria; Anthozoa; Scleractinia; Poritidae
Source: the annotation of a GenBank genome assembly